This is a messenger RNA of Nelumbo nucifera (sacred lotus), 3505 nucleotides long. RefSeq names its product Protein phosphatase 2C family protein (gene AHG1). Gene Ontology annotation, molecular function: protein serine/threonine phosphatase activity; cation binding. Gene Ontology annotation, biological process: protein dephosphorylation. The record is from RefSeq and is a predicted model, not a curated record. Lineage: Eukaryota; Viridiplantae; Streptophyta; Magnoliopsida; Proteales; Nelumbonaceae.
GCCGUUUCCUUCUACGACUUAUUAAUAAAGUGAAACUCAAUUUGUCUUUCCUUUUCCCACUUCCUGAUGUAUAUUCUACGUUGAUAUGUAUAUAUAUAAUGUUAAAAUCCUCAGCGGAGAUGAUGCACGGCGGGAGAGGAUACUUAUCGGCGCUCGCUCUGUGUUGUGCUCUUGUACUUACGGAUGUCAAUGGCUGAGGUUUGUCGAAAAAUGGUGAGUAGCGAAGGCUCCUCCGCAAACUGCCGGGAAGCUCGCCGGCGGCGAAUGGAGCUAAGGAAACUUGCUGGUGUCGCCGUAGUGCCCGGUUCGGAGUCACCUUCACGGGACAGUUUAAGUUGUAAGGAGAAACGCCAAGAUAAUUCCAAUCAUUCGGAUAAGAGGAAAAGAAAUCGAACGAGUGAAAUUUCUGACUGUCCAUCUCUAUCCUCUUCAUCACCGUCGUCAGAAAGCCGGGAAGCAGGAACUUCGUCGACUAUGCGGUCGACUUCAGUCCAGAUUUUACUUGACGAUACAGUUCCGGCUUUUGGUUCGAUAUCGGUCUCCGGGCGUUCGCGUGAGAUGGAGGAUUGCUUAUAUGUACGAGUAAACCUCUGCCGGCCUGAGAUUACCUGCGGUCGACCGCUGCAUUUCUUUGCUGUGUAUGACGGCCAUGGUGGUUCUCACGUGGCUGAAAUGUGUAAGGAGCGGAUGCACGUGUUCUUAGAGGAGGAGUUGAUGCGGGAGGAGUCGGAAUCCGGUGAGGAUGGUAGAACCGCGCAACAGGAGCGGUGGAGGUCGGCGAUGGGGAGGUGCUUUGAGAGGAUGGAUGAAGUGGCGCUGAACGCGUGCGCAUGCGGGAAAGUGGUGACGCCUUGCGAGUGUGAACGAGCUGGGUUGACGUCGGAGAUAGUCGGGUCGACGGCUCUGGUGGGUGUUAUCACACCGGAUAGUAUCAUUGUUGCCAACUGCGGGGACUCGCGCGCAGUUCUCAGCCGUGGAGGGAAAGCCAUACCUCUAUCUUUCGAUCACAAGCCGGACAGGCCGGAUGAGCUGUCUCGAAUCGAAGCGGCCGGGGGACGGGUAAUCUACCUGAACGGAGCUCGAGUCCUCGGAAUUCUGGCAAUGUCCCGGGCUCUAGGUUGUUUUGGUCCCACAAGAUUGGAUCCGACGGUGUGCUGUCGCAUUCCUAUUUGUGCAAUUGCAACAUCUAGGAAAAGAACCUCAGAAGGAAUCACGAGUGAAUGAGUCAAGGCAGUGCCUUGCUCUUGCCUUUCUCUUUUUUUUUUUUUCCUACCCCUUCAUUUUUUUUUUACUAAGAACACGUAGAACCUGGAAACAUUGAUUUUUUAGUCGCUGUCUAAGAAUUCCCACAAUAAAUUUUAGCUCCACCGUACAGUUGGGUAGGUGUCAAGAUCGGAAUUGCGAUUUGAUAUUUUGAAUUGUUGUUGGUCAGUAAUAUAAUUUAUAUUAUUUUUUUUAAACUUCUCUUGCAAAGCACUCCGUUCGGAUGCCACCACCUGUCAUCUAUUGGUUUUCCAUGAUGAAAACUCUACGUACAACUUUAUUAGAUGAAUAGCAAACCAGAAACAUCAGCUAUGUUUGAUGUUGACUAAGAGUAUGAGUGACAGGGUCGUUCCUAAUCCCAGUCCAACCUCUCUAAGUAAGAACUAAGAAACCUUUGGUCGGUCCUCGGUCGGAGCCCGUGCCCAGGUCCCAGGACCAUCUUUUUCAAAUGCUUAUAUUUCUAAUCUUGGCCCAAUGAAGCAGUCACCCUUUCUUUAUAUACUGGUUUUGUUCUUGAACUCAACAAAACUUUACCCAUCAAUUAGGGUUAGGCCAAUGUUUUAAAACCCAAUCGAGAACCAGAACCGCUUUGGCCACUGGUUUCUGGGUCAGUGGUUCAACUGCCCGAUCAAAUGGAUCAUCUCUAGUCAUUUAAAAAAAAAAUUAAAAAAUAUGAUUAAAAUAAAAAAUGAUUCAAAAACUGUUUUUGGGUCAAAUUGUGGUUGAUGGUUCGACUACCCUGGCUUAUGAGAAUAACAGUUUGGGGCUGAAAAGGAACUGGUAUCCAGACCAGUUUCCGGGCUGAAGGGUCCAACCAUCUUCAUCAACAAUGGUUCGAAAACCUUGGCUUAGGAGGCUACAUGAAUCCUGUUCUUCCAUUCCGCUAUGUCAAUGCAAGGUCUUCUAUUAAAAAAUUCUAGAAUGUGGAGGCAUUAUUAUUCAUGGCCUAAGAAUGGUGGGGUAAUAAAAAGGGAUGGAUAAGUUUAUGGAUUUCAUAUGUUUUACUUUAUGGGUCUAAGAGUAUUUACCAAUGUAAUGACCACUGUAUUUAUCUGUUAGGUUGUUGGGAGUUUUCCAAUUCCUUGGAAUAUAAGAAGAGACAUUUAGGCUCAGUCCAGGAGUACAAAUACAAAUAUGUAGAGUGCAAAUCCUUGUAUUUUGCAUUAUUUUGUACUGUACAUAUUUGUAUUUGUACUCCUAAGUUCUAUCAAUCUGAUCCAAUGAUAUUAAUCUGGGUUUCUUGCCUUCCUAGUCUCUAAUAUAUAUUCAUCAAAAAAGGCUGUCUUCAAGGAAAAAGAUUAGUUUCCAAGCUCAUGAAUUUGGAUUAGAAACUGGACCUCAAUUUGGAUAUAAUUUGAUCCCAUCCAAGUCCUUGUUUACUACCUUAUUGACAAAGUUCUUGCACCCCUUGCUGCAAAUGACCACACAGGGGAAGAAUCUUCUACCAAAGAAUAUGCAAAAUAUUUAUUGGGAUAUGGAAUUCUUGUUUUAUUUGAAAGGGAGUGGUGUGGGGUGUUGCCUUAUCUUUUUUUUUUCCCUUUUCUUUGUUUGUAAAAGGCUCCUUUUGUUUGUGGUUUGAAUUUCUUUUGCACUGGUGUAUAUGCAUGGGAAUGCAAAUGGUCUGAGUGCAAAUUCUGGUUUACUUUUGCUUUCAAUUUAUCUUUGUUUUGUUUUUGUUUGUGAGGAGCAAGAUAGCAACGUCGUGGUCCCCUCUUUAUAUGAAAGAGAAUGGUGGCAAGGAGAAGGGUUGUCUAUUUGGAAGGAUUAAAAUAGGAAGUAAAAUGAUGUGAUCGACAGACUUUAAAAUGAGAGAAUUAAGUGGGGAUGAUCAUAGGCCGGGUCAGGCUCAAGCUGGACCAAGUUUUUAUAGGCUUAUUAACAGCCAUUAGGGUUGCUCAGGCCAGGAUAGGAUCUGGGCUAGCCCAUAUAAAUUAAUAAAAUAUAUUUUUCCAAAAAUAAAAUAUUAAUUUAAUUUUAUAAUCAAAAUUACGAAAAUGAUAGAUAAAGCACUAAUGGAACAGAAUGGCCAAACAUGGUUCCUGUAACUGACCCUAUAUAGUUGAGGCAAGGCUUUUGGAAUGCAAAUUUUGCACUACUGAUAAGUAACUGAAACAAAAGUGCAAAUUUUAUAUCAGAUAGAAGUACAAAUCAGUCAUAGUCACAAACAAACAGAUGCAUAACUGAAUUUGUUUCUGGUUCAGAUUUGCACAGCAAACAAACAGAGCCAAAGAGAAAAAAAAAA